This is a messenger RNA of Nelumbo nucifera (sacred lotus), 596 nucleotides long. Its product is annotated as protein CYSTEINE-RICH TRANSMEMBRANE MODULE 13-like. Lineage: Eukaryota; Viridiplantae; Streptophyta; Magnoliopsida; Proteales; Nelumbonaceae. Gene Ontology annotation, cellular component: plasma membrane. The record is from RefSeq and is a predicted model, not a curated record.
UAGGUUUUUCCUUCUCUAUAAAUUAUAUACCGCCUUCCCUCAAAUCUAAGUUCGUUUUUCGUAAAUCGUAAUCCAGCAAGAAGCAAGCAAGCGAGCGAAUCAUCAGUAGGGAUGAGUUAUUACAACCAGCAACAGCCUCCCGUUGGCGUUCCUCCUCCUCAAGGAUAUCCUCCUGAAAGCUACUCCAAGGAUGCUUAUCCUCCACCCGGUUAUCCUGCACAAGGUUAUCCACAGGGGUACCCCCCUCAGGGAUACCCUCCGCAAGGCUACCCUCCGCAGUACGCUCAACCACCACCGCAACGACAACAGGGAGCCGGCUUACUGGAAGGAUGUUUGGCUGCUCUUUGCUGUUGUUGCCUUCUGGACGCCUGCUUCUGAUAGGAGGUCAAACGCAUUGAAUUGUUGUUGAUGACUGUGGGGUGCGAUGAAAUUGAAGACUCUUGACAUACAGAAGGGCAUUCUCUCAUUCUCUGUACAUCUACAGUUUACAAUCUGUUCUUGUUUUGCUUUUUCAUUAUCACCAGAGAUUGUAAUUUGAUUGCCGGGGGGAUGUUUAUUUUAAAUUUUAAGUGUGUGAUUUUCAGACGUUAUUUUUA